This is a messenger RNA of Colletotrichum lupini, 282 nucleotides long. RefSeq lists its product as uncharacterized. The transcript has 2 exons. Lineage: Eukaryota; Fungi; Ascomycota; Sordariomycetes; Glomerellales; Glomerellaceae. Bases 1 to 282 code for a protein of 93 amino acids. The record is from RefSeq and is a predicted model, not a curated record.
AUGACCCUCCAGAUAACCUCCCUUGUAUCCGGCCGCGAAGUCAAACCAGAAUGUGAUCCUCGCCCUUUGUCUCUCGGCGAAGCAACCGGCUCUCGGCCCCAUCCUCAUGGGCCAACCUUUGCUGCGGAUACACUGCGCUACUUCGCACGCUUCACCUACGAUGCGCAUCUUUUCAUGUUCCUGCUGUUCGCCGCCUGCCCACACUUUCUCCCAACCUGCCUCAUGCGGAUGUCCAGCCUGCUGAUAGGUGGGAAUUGCAACCUUCUUCAGGAGAUGGGCUGA